GUUUGAUAAUCUGUGGUUAUUUUAUUAGGUUAAGAUAUUUUCAAUGUUUUUGGAUGAUACAAAACAUUCUUCGUGUUUACAACAAAUACUUUUAAGUAAAAGUAUUUGUUGGUUUGCAACCACUAUUUACUCUUAUCAAGCCAUAUGCAAAUCUAAUUAUUCCCUUCAAAAUGUCAAACAAUAGUUUUGAUUUCUGCAAAUUAUGCUGUGCAUCCAGAGGAUUGAUAAAUAUGUUCACUGGAAAAUGCCGAUCAUUUCGAAACAUUCUUCGAAAAAUUAUUAAGGAAACUCUCUGUAUUGAAGUUGAACUUGAUGAUGAUUUUAAAUCUAUAUGUAUCAACUGUUUAAUUGACGUCACAAACUUCUAUUAUUUUAAAUUGAAUUGUCAUCAAACUCAAAUUAAGUUAAAGCACAACGGACCUAUUAUUUCUGUUGCCAAAAAACCAAGGAUCGAAAAAACUCAUCUGGAUGAAAUAGAGCUACCUGAUAUUGCAACAAUUACAAACGUUCUGGAUUGGCUAGCACUAAAGCAAAAGGAUGAUAAAAAUUCACCGAAGUUUCUUGAGUACGAGAAAGCGAAAGUUAACUCGGUAGCAUGUCAGACGGCUUCUAUUGAAUUGAGGAACCAAUCAUGUGAAACAACUUACAUUAAACUGAAAAAUCAGUCAUGUCAAACGACGUCUAUUAAAAUGAGGGUUCAGUCAUGUCAAGCAAAUUUAUAUAGACCUGCUCAAACUAUUUGCAAAACUGAAGAUGUUUUAACCACCUCACGUCCUCAAAAGACAACUAAAGCUUUAAUUAAUAAAAGUGUGCAGUGUAGUUUGCGGUCUUUCAAAAGUGAUCGACCCUCCGUCAAAAAUAACUUGAACUUAAAUAAAGGCUGUCAAACGGAUUUAAGAACGAUAAAACUGGAACCAAAUCAGACACACUGUGACUUAAAAAAACCAUUUUGGAAGAAUGAUGUUUUGAGCCCAGAAGCUGAAUACUUGCAAAAUCAAAAGUUGGGAACAGAGCCGUGUAGUGAUAAAAAUCAGUUAUCCGAAAACUCUAUGCAAUCUGUUUCGAAGUCAAUAACAAAGGCCUGUAUUUCGCCGGCUACUUCUAACUUGCUGCAGGUGAAAUCAAAAAAAUCUAUGAAAGUAACGAUUUGCCAAAUUUGUGAUCAAAGUCUGUACAGUGCGCGUGAAGUAAAUAAGCACAAGCAAACUCAUAUGUGGUGCCACAUCUGUAAUAAAAGAUUUAAAACUACAAAACUUGCUCAAGGCCACAUCUAUUCAUCUCAUGUACGUAAACAUCAAGAUACCGAAAAUCUGAACAAACGUAAUUGGGCGGCUUAUGUUGACCUUUUAAAAGUAGAUGGUUGUCCUUCAUUCAAAAUUGAGUACCCUUUAGCGUAUCAAUAUUUAAGUGAUUUGAGUUUAAAAAAAUAAUCUUUUGUCCACUUAUAGGCUCCACCAGUAUUUAUAAUGCAUGUUAAAAAGUAUGCGUCGAUGGAAGAUCGGUUUGCUUUUAAGUUAAAUUAUCCAUCAGACUUUUUGCAGGAAUCAAUACUUGUGAGCUAAUUUCAUUAUAUACAGUUUACUUCAAA
This is a messenger RNA of Dendroctonus ponderosae (mountain pine beetle), 1588 nucleotides long. RefSeq lists its product as uncharacterized. NCBI's taxonomy places the organism in Eukaryota, Metazoa, Arthropoda, Insecta, Coleoptera, Curculionidae. Gene Ontology annotation, molecular function: zinc ion binding. The coding region runs from base 171 to 1430 and encodes 419 amino acids. The record is from RefSeq and is a predicted model, not a curated record. The transcript is spliced from 3 exons. Gene Ontology annotation, cellular component: nucleus.